AUGAUACAGGACAAGGAAGAUGUCAGUGGAAAGCUGAAACCUGAAGUAAUGAUGAUUUCGAACCUGCAAGCAGAGCAACAAUACCUCCGUGACGAUAGAGAUCGCCAGUGCAAUCGGAAGCAUAUGGGUGACAAGGGAAAAAAUAAUGCAGAAAAAGAAGUAGAAGAAGGACAGACUAUAGAAACCCGCGAGCCAUUUAAGCGUCCUUACAACAUAGAGGAGUCCGGCAACUGGAAGCGUCGUAAGACCUCUCCAGAGCCAAACGAUUCCGAGGAAGCGGCUGAGAAUGGCCAUAACGAUGCUAGUGUCAAAGACUGGGUGCAGAGUGUUGACGAGCUACUUGAGGCAGUCGGCUAUGAUAAAGAUGCCUUAGCCGAGAUAAACGAAAAGGACAUAGAAAAGGAAGAUACUGAUGAACAGCCAGUAUCUAAAGUAAAAGUUGAAAACAAUACAAUAACAGAUGAAGAAAACGAAAUAAAAAGCGAAGUAAUGUCAGAAGACGAAAAUCCUCUAUCAAAGCGUAUCACUAGAGGGCGUGGACGUGGACGACGCAGGAAUUAA
Pieris macdunnoughi is the source of this 561-nucleotide messenger RNA. The record is from the annotation of a GenBank genome assembly. NCBI's taxonomy places the organism in Eukaryota, Metazoa, Arthropoda, Insecta, Lepidoptera, Pieridae.